Messenger RNA from Eucalyptus grandis, 981 nucleotides. RefSeq names its product glycine-rich RNA-binding protein-like. NCBI's taxonomy places the organism in Eukaryota, Viridiplantae, Streptophyta, Magnoliopsida, Myrtales, Myrtaceae. The record is from RefSeq and is a predicted model, not a curated record. Gene Ontology annotation, molecular function: mRNA binding. The transcript is spliced from 2 exons. The coding region runs from base 371 to 781 and encodes 136 amino acids.
CUACAAAGAUUUCAUCGCCUCUUCCUCGGUCUCCUGUAAACCCUAGGAGCCGCAUCCUUUUCUCCUUUUUUCUCGAAAGCAUUUCGUUUCCGUUCCAUCAAUGGCUUCCGCAGAGGUCGAGUACAGGUGCUUCGUCGGCGGUCUAGCGUGGGCCACCGACGACCAGUCCCUCGAGAGGGCGUUCAGUCAGUUUGGCGACAUCCUCGACUCGAAGGUCCGUUUGUCGCGCGCGGCAGGGGAGAUCCAGAUCUGACCUUGAUCUUCGAAUCGAACCCCUCCGAUGUCGAUCUGAUCCGAUCUGAAUCUGAAUCUGUUUGUGUUGCUUGAUACUAUGUUACUCUGCCCUUAAAACUCUUGUGAAAAAGUUAUUAUGUUACUGUGCCUCGAAUCGAUUAUCAACGAUCGCGAGACUGGGAGGUCCCGCGGCUUCGGAUUCGUCACCUUCGGCAACGAGAAGGCGAUGAGGGACGCGAUCGAGGGCAUGAACGGCCAGAACCUCGACGGGAGGAACAUCACCGUCAACGAGGCCCAGUCCCGCUCCGGCGGAGGCGGCGGCGGCGGGUUCAGCCGCGGCGGUGGCGGCGGGUACGGAGGCGGCCGCCGCGAGGGAGGCGGUGGAUACAGCCGCAGCAGCGGUGGAUACGGCGGCGGCGGCGGCGGCUACGGCGGCAGCCGCGACCGCAGCGACGGCGGGUACGGCAGCGGCGGCGGCGGCGGGUAUGGAGGCGGAUCGAGGUACUCCAGGGGCGGCGGUGACUCCGGCGGUGACUGGAGGAACUGAGUUCGUCGUCGGUGCUGCUGCUUUGGAUAUGUUUUUCAAGUUCGCGUCUGUGAUGUGAGGGCUUACUAGGUGGGUCCGGUGUCGUGGUUUCUAUGGUUAUGAUGGUCAUGUUAUGGUUUCAUGUUCGGUUUCCCUGCUUUUUUGAUCGAUGUUGCGAAAGAAAUGAAUUAAAGAAAUGAAGUGUAGAUCUUCGUUCCCAA